UUUAUUGAAAUCAGAAUGAGUACUACAAUAUUUGUCGAUGUGUUAUUGGUGUUGCUGGUUAUGGGACGAACUGUCAUGACAAUUAGUUGGAGUGUAGUGAACAAUCCUGUUAUAUUUGGGAGAGACGUUAUAUUAAGGUGUCAUGUAGGUAAUUUAGAUUGCAAUGUUUCCGGAACUGCGCAUGAUACACGACAGUGGACCGGUGGUCAACAUUACAAGUUACUUUGUGCGACAGUAGGCUGUACAGAUCCAAAAUAUAAAAUGAUGACAAGAAAUAUAAGUCACGACUUUGAUUUAUUGAUCCGAAAUUUUAGUGAAUCUGAUCUAGACUGCAAAUACACUUGUCAGUGUGGACAUGAAGUGAACACGACCACACUAUCUAUUGAACAGAACAAGUUUAUUUGUGAAUUACUGAAUUAUACAUCAAAGGAGAAAGGCACCAACACUGCCUAA
Molecule: messenger RNA, 453 nt
Organism: Mytilus trossulus (common blue mussel)
Lineage: Eukaryota; Metazoa; Mollusca; Bivalvia; Mytilida; Mytilidae
Exons: 3
Coding region: 16-453 (145 amino acids)
Source: RefSeq, a predicted model, not a curated record